Molecule: messenger RNA, 1065 nt
Organism: Drosophila melanogaster (fruit fly)
Lineage: Eukaryota; Metazoa; Arthropoda; Insecta; Diptera; Drosophilidae
Gene: Ms
Product: myosuppressin
Exons: 3
Coding region: 132-434 (100 amino acids)
Cellular component (GO): extracellular region
Source: RefSeq, marked reviewed
GACAUCAUUCGAGUGCUUGCGUUCAACAAGUCCAGCAAACAGAGCAGCAGCUGAACCCCGGUGUUAACAACUAACAAGUUUGUCCAUUAACUUCUUUGUGGAAGCACCGAUACCUCAAAGCCCUCAUCAGCAUGUCCUUCGCUCAGUUCUUUGUCGCCUGCUGCCUGGCCAUCGUCCUCCUGGCCGUGUCCAACACACGGGCCGCAGUUCAGGGUCCACCUCUAUGCCAGUCUGGCAUCGUCGAGGAGAUGCCGCCGCACAUCCGGAAGGUGUGCCAGGCCCUGGAGAACUCCGAUCAACUGACGUCGGCGCUGAAGUCCUACAUCAACAACGAGGCAUCCGCUUUGGUGGCCAACUCUGAUGACCUGUUGAAGAACUACAACAAGCGAACGGAUGUCGAUCACGUCUUCCUGCGUUUCGGAAAACGUCGUUAAGGACAUUUUUUUGCAAGGACAUCCCGAACACCACUUGGUCCCGACAUGAGACAACGACACUGGACCCUGACCACAAGCGGCGGAAUCGUUUCUGUUCACCCAAAAAGCACAACACUAUUUUGACGUCUUCAGCAUAAUUAUGUAAACGUAAUCGAUGGAAACUCAGAACUAUACUCAAUUGGAAGCUCUCUAGUUCAUUAAAUAUCCAAUGUCCAAUGUUUCUAUGCAACAAAAAAAAAAUCGAAUACAUAUUUGUAAAUACUCAAAGACCCUCGAAAUGUUCUGAAAGUUAAACCCUUGGUUUUGAUUUAAUUCGUACUCUUUAUUUGCUGAGUGUUAUAAAGAACUAAUAAUACGUAUUUCAACGAUGUUUAAAUAUCUCACACAUAUUUCCCUAGCAUGAAGCACUAUUAUUAAAUAACCAACAAAUGUUUUCAAAUCCAAACACUAUUUUCCGUUGUAUACUUUAAUAAAGACAAACUUUUCCUCUCAAUUUGUGAAUGCAUAGCAAAAUGCAAUUGAAAUGGUUUACAUUUAAUAGGAAAGUUGGGCUACUCUUUGAACAACAUUCAACAACAAUGAUUUUGGCGAGUUAGAUUGUGAACUUCAUACAUAAUUAACUUUUUUGCUC